Drosophila guanche is the source of this 861-nucleotide messenger RNA. RefSeq lists its product as uncharacterized. The annotation marks the transcript as partial. The transcript is spliced from 4 exons. The record is from RefSeq and is a predicted model, not a curated record. NCBI's taxonomy places the organism in Eukaryota, Metazoa, Arthropoda, Insecta, Diptera, Drosophilidae.
GAUAACUGCGAGUAUUGAACGUUUAACUCUGUUUCGCAUUGCGAGCUUCCUGAAAAAUUCUUCUAUGCCCUAUCAGUGAUUACCACAUUGAUGGAGUUUUGGGAUGAGAAGAAAAGAGCCCUAAGGGCCCUGGACUAUUUCAAAUUUUUCGACAAUGAUCAAGUCAUUAACGCUUGCAGAAUUGGGACCAUUAAGCAAUAUAAUCCCUUGGAGACAAUCUUUAAUGAGGAUAAAGGCACUUUAACAAACGUCCACUUUGUGCUUAGUGGUGAAUGUCUUUUACUUCAAUGCCUUAACAUAACGGUCUCUUUAAAAAAUGGAAAAAAGAUUUAUCAACUGAGGGAUGCAUCAGAAGAAGGUAUUUCUUUCAUGAGCACGAUAAAAACACGAUCAAACCCAAGGCAGCUGACAGGGAAAUGUGCUUCAAAUGAAAAUAUUGCUGAUUUUGGUGGUAUAGCGGGAAAAAACACUACAAAAUCUAUCAAGUCUGCGGUUAACAAAAACGAAAGUCAUUUUAUUGAUGUUGGAAAACUUACAUUUGGAGCAAUAUUUGGAUUGGGCGAGAACAUGCAGCAUCGCGUAAUUAUGGCACGAACCAGAGUUCAGUGCUUAUUGCUUCCCAGAUUUUUCUUAUUAGAAAAAAAUCAAAACCCAGGAAACAUUUGGCAGCGCAGAUUGUUUUAUCUAGAUUGUACUAUACCAUCAAGGGAAUACAUAUUUUCCCACUUCCUUAAGGGUCGGGAUUGGAACAAAUUUAAACACGAUGUCAUUAAAAAAACUUUGUAUUCAUCUGUUAAAUAUAAAUCUCGUUAUGAGGACAUUCCAAUUAUAUGUCGAAUUGUGGAAGCAAAUGAUGAUGAU